CCCCUACUAGGCACUGACUAAAGGGCUGAAAUAAAGUGUUUCCGGCCCUACUGGCUGCUGGUUUCGAUAAUGCCUGUAAAAGAAGGGUGUGUUGAGGUAUGUAAGGUCCUUACAACAGCUGCAGGUAAGGGUUCCUCCUUCCUGCUCCUGGCGCUUCACCACCUGCAGAGGCAGUAAGGAAUAUUCUCAUCAUGGAGGUGGUUGUUUUUGCUGUUGUGCUGCUGGUAUUAACAGGAAGCAAUGCACAGUCAGAUGUCUGUGGCAUCGCACCGCUCAACAAUAAGAUCGUCGGGGGGGAUUCCGCUUCUGCAGGCACAUGGCCCUGGCAGGUCAGCCUGCACAAAAGCUCACAACAUUUCUGUGGAGGCUCUCUGAUCAACAACCAGUGGGUGCUGACUGCGGCUCACUGCUUCUCCAGCUCCAGCACAUUUGGAUAUACAGUGUAUGUCGGAAGGGACACCCAACAAUUCUUUAACCUAAACGAGGAGUCCCGGAGUCUGUCUCAGGUCAUCAGACACCCAAGCUAUGAUAGCACCACAAGUGAUAAUGACAUCGCCUUGUUGAAGCUGUCCUCACCCGUGACCUUCACAGACUACAUCAAACCUGUGUGUCUGGCCAAAGAGGGCAGCACAUACAGUGCCGGGGCAACCUGCUGGGUCACCGGCUGGGGAACCAUUGGAAGUGACGAACCACUCCCGUUCCCUCAGAGGCUGCAAGAGGUGAGCGUCCCCAUCGUGUCCAACACGCAAUGUAGCGCCGUCUAUAGUUCUAUCACGAGCAACAUGAUGUGUGCAGGUCUGGAGCAGGGAGGAAAGGACUCCUGCCAGGGGGACUCUGGUGGACCCUUGGUGAGUAAAAGUGGCUCCAGGUGGGUCCAGGGUGGAGUGGUGAGCUUUGGAAAAGGCUGUGCUCUUCCCGACUUCCCCGGAGUGUACACCCGUGUGUCGGAGUACGAGUCCUGGAUCAACAGUCAGAUCAACAGCCCGGACUCCAGCACCCAGCCGGGCUUCUUCAACGUCACAGCGGAGGGGUCGUCCUCUGGAAGCACUCGUCUGGUUUCUCUCUCUCUGCUGCUGUCCUGCCUACCCAUCCUCUUCUCUCUCUUUGUACUCUCAUAGGACGUCUAAAGGUCAUUAAUGCACAUGUAAAGCGUCAUGUAUCGCUGCCUCUCAUUCUUUUAAACAAGCAAAACAAUCUGCACACAAAUUGAAAUAUUCUAAUUUUGAGGAAUUAAAAAUCAAGUUUUUAAGUGCAUAAAGAAAUUUCACCUGGAAGAAAACAAGAUUCCUUUAAAUCAAAUUCCAACAACACACGCUUAGAACAAUUUUCAUGACAAAAAAAUCCCAUGCUUAACUUUUUUCACCUGAUACACAGAUAUAAAAAGUUGCAUUCCAGAAAUUUAGUCCUGUUUCUAAGUCAUGAUUACAGUUGACAACACAUUUUAGAUCAGACUUAAAAAAUGGAUUACCAGAUAUUUUAUUCAGGGCAACCAAUAUUAAGAUAAUGACACUUGUUUGAAAAAAAUGAUAACUUAUAAGAUGCAACAGAUAAGGCCUAUAAUAUCAAAAUAUACUUUUGGCUUGUAGCAUAUUUGCACGCAGUUUUGCAGAAAACAUGCGUUCAGAAGAAUAUAAACAUUUAAAAUGUUAUAACUCAGGAUAACAUAAUGUGAAUGUCUCGUUAACGUUUUUGUUGGGGCUGCAAAUAACGAUUUUUCUCUUUUAAGAUUUGAUGGCAGAUUAUUUUUCUUGAUUUAAAUCGAUCAAUUAUUGUCUCUGUAAAAUGUUUUAAAAUUGUGAAUCAAAAGAAAUAUCCCUUUUGCACUGACGGUAAAUUGUAGGUUUAAUAAACCUCUGAGAUGUGGCAGAGGCAAUACUAAAGACAUGUAUUUUUUUGAUUACACUAACAUUAAUCUCUUUUAAAUUAAUGAAUUUAUAAUGAUAUAAUAUUUCUCCUUUUUUUUUAAGUGAACAAUUGCAAAGGUGAUUUAAUGUAAUCUUAAAAUACAGUACAAAUUAUGUUUACAUGUAUAAACAUUAACAUCAUUUUAUAUUUAGCCAAAUAUUUAACUGCAUUGUGGUUCCAAAUAACACCAAUAAACACCGUUUCACAAACUAAAUGUCUAUGUCUGAUAGAAUGUAUUAUAUAAAAUGUAAUAAAUCUAAAAAUAUUAUAGAUAUAUAUAGACCCGGAAAAAAUUAUGAGACCACUCCAAAUGUUUCUUAAAUCUUUAUCUGUACAUGUAUGGCAGCCAUUACAGUGUCUGUUGAAUUCCAACACAGAGAAAUGUUGUCAGUAGUUUAUAGAAUACAAUAAAAAAAAAUAAUAAUAAAAAAAUUGAACUCAAAGACAUACCUAUAAAUAGUAAAACCAGAGAAACUGAUAAUGCUGAAGUGGCCUCUUAAUAUAUAUAUAUAUAUAUAUAUAUAUAUACACACACAGCAUGUUAUUUUUAUAUAUAUUUAAUUUUUUCAAUCAUAUCUUCAGAAAAAUGUAGCAUUACGUUUCACACAUUAUUUAAAUGAUCGGUAAUAUAUCCAGAACAUUGUUGUAUUUUAGUUUAUUUUGUAUUUUGGGUAAUAUUAAGCUGUCUUUGGCUGUUUUUUGCUGUUACAAAUGCACAUUUCCCCUCUGUGGGACGAAUAAAGGUAUUCUGAUUCUGAUAUUAA
Eleginops maclovinus (Patagonian blennie) is the source of this 2669-nucleotide messenger RNA. RefSeq names its product serine protease 27-like. The record is from RefSeq and is a predicted model, not a curated record. Lineage: Eukaryota; Metazoa; Chordata; Actinopteri; Perciformes; Eleginopidae. The coding region runs from base 192 to 1118 and encodes 308 amino acids. The transcript is spliced from 6 exons. Gene Ontology annotation, molecular function: serine-type endopeptidase activity. Gene Ontology annotation, biological process: proteolysis.